UUUCCUGAAAAUAUUUGAUUCAAAGAGGAAGGAAAAUUUGUCUAAAUAUCCUCUGGUUUAAAAAAAAAAACAAAUAAACAAAUAAUAAAACAACAGAAAGUACCCAGCACAUUUGUUUCCAAUAGGGAAACUUUGGCCAUUGAGCAAACAUGGACUGAGUCGAUUGCCACAUUUUUCUUUUGGGGGGUCAUAAGGCCAGUUAAUGAUUAGGAUAGUAAAAGCAGAUAUUCGUGCCUGUCGGGAGCUGGUUUGUUUGGCUUUUUCACUAAGAAGGAGUUCAAUUCAUCCCUAUGCCAAAGGAGACCCACUUCACCAUGACCAACAGUCUCAGAAGAUGCCUCUGUUUCCUGGGGAUACUGUUAUUCUCUAAUGGUUCAGGUCAUGAGCUUCCCCUUGUACAACAGAAAUGCACUGACUAUCAGAAUGCCAAUUUUCUACGGGGCACCAACCUCAAAGUCCAAUUCCUCCUCUUCACUCCUUUGGAUCCUGGCUGUGGAAAGCUAGUAAGAGAAAGUAGUGACCUUCAGAAUUCUGGAUUUAACACUUCUCUGGAAACCAAGUUAAUUAUCCAUGGAUUCAGGGUAUUAGGAACAAAGCCAUCUUGGAUUAAUAAAUUUGUCCAAACUCUUCUGCAUGUGGCAGAUGUGAACGUGAUUGCAGUGGACUGGGUUUAUGGAUCCACGGGUGUUUAUUACUCAGCUGUGGACAAUGUGAUAAAACUUAGUCUGGAAAUCUCUCAAUUCAUCAGAAAUCUACUGGUGCUUGGUGUAUCACAGUCAUCUAUCCACAUCAUUGGGGUCAGCCUUGGAGCACAUGUUGGGGGAAUGGUGGGACAUUUCUAUAAAGGCCAGCUGGGAAGGAUAACAGGUCUGGAUCCUGCAGGGCCAGAGUACACCAAGGCUAGCCUUGAAGAACGAUUGGAUCCUGGGGAUGCUUUAUUUGUGGAAGCCAUUCACACAGAUACAGACAAUUUGGGUAUCCGGAUUCCAGUAGGACAUGUGGACUACUUUGUCAAUGGUGGCCAAGACCAGCCAGGAUGUCCCUCAUUUAUUCAUGCAGGUUACAACUAUCUGAUUUGUGACCACAUGAGAGCCGUUCAUCUCUACGUCAGUGCAUUGGAGAAUUCCUGUCCACUCAUGGCUUUUCCUUGUACCAGCUUCAAGGAUUUCCUUUCAGGAGAUUGCCUGGAUUGUGCUAACCCUUUUCAGCAUUCCUGUCCCAGAAUUGGUUUACUGGAACAAGGAGGGAUCAAUAUGGAAAAGCUUCCCAAAGAAGUGAAAGUGUACCUACUGACCACUUCCAAGGCUCCAUACUGUCUCUACUAUAGUCUCAUGGCGUUUCAUUUACGGAAGGAGAGAAACAAGAAAACCGAGAUUGAAGUCACUCUGCAUAGCAGUAAUCUCACAACUUCCAUUAAGAUCACCAUACCGAAAAACCAGUUGAUUGGCAAAGGACUGAUGGCCCAUUCAAUCCCACAUUGCCAUAUAAAUCAAGUGAUUCUGAAGGUUCUUUCCUCCAACCAGAUUUGGAGAAAAGAAGAGAGUUCCAUCAUUGGGAAAUUCUGUGUCAUCCCUUUGCCUGCUAACCACAGUACGAAGAUGUGGUGCCGUUCCGAACCAAUGACCUUGAAAACAAAUGUAAAUGUUUUUGUAAACCUGGAAAUACCAUGUGCAUAGCAUAAUCCCUGAAAUUUGGAGGGGAACAAGUGGUUUGAUUCAGAUUGUUUUUAUCAGACUGAGGAUAAUAUCUCUUUGUCAUCUACUAAGUAGCACAAAACUAGUCAGCAGUAUUUUUAUUAAUGCAUUUUAUCUAGACAUAUGUGCCAAUUAGUUACCAAUCAACAAUGCCCCUCCUGCCCUGGAUCUUUUUUAUUAAAAAGCAGUCAUUAAACAAAGCCAUCUAAGAGGUGUUGUGCUUAACAGUACACACAAUUUUUCACACUUUCCUCCUUUUUAAUUGAAAGGAAACAUCAUUUAGGACCAACACUGACCACUGAAAUUGACUUGAAUUUCUUUGCCUUUUAGGUUAUCUUUAUUUGAAUUAUUAAAGUCAUUAUGUAUUAUGUUCCAUUGGUUUUGCUUUCCUCUGUAUCUGUUUCUCUAAUUUUUUUUUUUAUAUUCAUCAUUACUUACAGUCUGACAGUAAUUCUCAUUUCCAGCCAUUUCUAAGUCAUUGAACACAAUUUGUUCCCGGCUUUUAACUAUUUUAAAUAAUGCUGCUCUGAAUAUUUUGAUAAGUUGGGGAUUGUUCUUUUCUGUUACUAUUGUUGUGUGGGAUAUAAAUUUUAGUAAUGAAAUUACAGCUUUUGACCCAAAGUCAAAGCUUAAUACAUGCUUGUUGAUGGAUUGGAUCAAAGGGUAUGAACAAUUUAAAAACGUGUAUAAUUCUUAAAAAAAAGUUUUCAAAAUAGUUGUACCAAUUCACUGUUCAAUCAGCAUUGAAUUAGUAUGUCUUCUAGUGUUAUCUUUUUCUUAUUAAUAUUUUAGGCAGAUAUGACCCCAUGUCUUCGGGCUUCUACCUAGAAUUAUACCUGUUAUUCAGCAGAAACAUUUCUAAGGGAAAGUCCACAAAUUCCACAGAAUAGUCAGAUUGUUUUGUUUUAAUGAAAUUGUGUUACCCUGAGUAUACA
This is a messenger RNA of Sarcophilus harrisii (Tasmanian devil), 2629 nucleotides long. RefSeq names its product phospholipase A1 member A (gene PLA1A). The transcript has 11 exons. Gene Ontology annotation, biological process: lipid metabolic process. Gene Ontology annotation, molecular function: lipase activity; carboxylic ester hydrolase activity. Bases 291 to 1676 code for a protein of 461 amino acids. The record is from RefSeq and is a predicted model, not a curated record. Lineage: Eukaryota; Metazoa; Chordata; Mammalia; Dasyuromorphia; Dasyuridae.